Molecule: messenger RNA, 7703 nt
Organism: Anolis carolinensis (green anole)
Lineage: Eukaryota; Metazoa; Chordata; Lepidosauria; Squamata; Anolidae
Product: zinc finger protein 420
Exons: 8
Coding region: 586-3288 (900 amino acids)
Biological process (GO): regulation of transcription by RNA polymerase II
Cellular component (GO): nucleoplasm
Molecular function (GO): DNA-binding transcription repressor activity, RNA polymerase II-specific; RNA polymerase II cis-regulatory region sequence-specific DNA binding
Source: RefSeq, a predicted model, not a curated record
GGUUUGCCCAUGCCGGCUUUUAAGCCUUACUUCUUCAGACCCAGCCAGCUUAGCCAGCUGUCAAGAAUUCUGGGUGCUGAAGUCCCAAACACCUAGAGGACCAAAGGCUGGCAUCUCAGUGCAGGCAGAGGCCACUCCCCUUCGUGGCCAUGUGGGGACUGGGGACAAAGGACAGUAAAACACAGGCAAUAACAUUUACAAUCUUUUAGCUGUAGGGAAACCAGGAUCUCAUGUAUCAUGAAAGAGGGAAAUGAGGAAGAAAUUGGCGGAGGCUUACUGAGGUCAGAUUGAAUUGGGAAAGAAGGAUCCAAGAAGAGGAGAGAAGAUUUGAGGAUGGGCGAGAUCAAUUUUCAGGAGCAACCCGAGUUGCUUCUGGAGUGGGAGAAUUGGAGUGAGAACGACGUUGCCCAGGGGAUGCCCGGAUGUUUUGUGGGAGGCUUCUCUCAUGUCCCCGCAUGGAGCUGGAGCUGAUAGAGGGAGCUCAUCCGCGCUCUCCCCGGGUGGGAUUCGAACCUGGCAGCUUUCAGAUCUUUAAGAGCACACCCGGUAUGGACACAUAAACACCCCCACUUGCAUGAGUGAAAGAUGGGUGAUCUGAAUGCAGCUGGCCCUGACGGUAUCAAGAAUGAAGGAAGUAGGAAACUCUGGAAAGAAAUGAUGCAGGAAAUCCUUGGUGAAGACACUAUUAGCAUAGAUACACCACACCAAUGCUUUAAGCAGCUCUCUUAUCAGGAGUCCUUGGGGCCUCGGGAUGUUUGCAGCCGACUCCACCAUUUCUGCCGCCAGUGGUUGAAACCAGAGCGAUACUCCAAGGCUGAGAUGCUGGACCUGGUGAUCCUGGAGCAGCUCCUGACCAUCCUUCCUCCAGAGAUGGAGUGCUGGGUGAGGGAAUGUGGGGCAGAGACCAGUUCCCAGGCGGUGGCUUUGGCUGAAGGCUUCCUCCUGAAUCGGGCAGAGGGGAAGAAACAGGAAGAGGAGCAGGUGAAAGAUCUGUCUGUGAAUAUUGAGUCUGUGCUAGAGAAUCCUCCAUGGGAUGCCCAGCAAAGGGAGAUAAAGCAAGAGAGCGAUAGUGCUGCCACUUUAGCAGAAACUGUAAUAAUGGCAUCAACAAAGACUCAGUCAUCUUUGGUCCAUUUUGAUGGAGUGGGAGCAGAUCGGUGUCUGGUGAUGUUUGAGGAGGUGGCUGUGAAUUUCUCCCCAGAGGAGUGGGCCUUGUUGGAUUCAGAUCAGAGAGCUCUGCACAGGGAAGUCAUGGAGGAGAACCAUGAGAUUGUGACCUCUCUUGCUUCAGUUCCAGAGCCAAACACUAACCAAAAGGAAGAGGAGGAGGAGGACCUGAAGGUACCAGAUUCACAGGUCGUGGGUCUGACAAAAAUCCUGGAAACCGGGGAUUCAUUGAAUAAACCAGGAGGUAACUGGAAGAAAAUGGAUCUAGAUGACAAAUUUGAUCUUGCAAGACACCAGCAAACCCAUACGGAAGAGGAAAGUGACAAUAGAGGCCCCAGAUGUGGCAAAUACUUUCCCCAAAAGAUGGCCCUUGGCCUUCAUAAGCAGGCCCACAGAGGAAAGAAAUGCAUGAAAUAUUUUGACCACAAUUUGUACAUUGCAAAACACCAGCGAGUCCCUCUAGAAGAGAAGCCGUGCAAAGCAGGCUUCGUGGAGCAACAGAGACUGCACACAGACGAAAAACCAUUCAAAUGCCAGGAGUGUGACAAAUGUUUCACUCACAGCUCAAACCUUUUGACUCACCUUGUAGUUCACACUGGGGAAAAACCCUACAGAUGCCAGGAGUGUGGAAAAGGUUUUGUUUAUAAGUCAGGCUUUGUGAGGCAUGUGAGAGUCCACACAGGAGAGAAACCUUACAAAUGCCAGGAGUGUGGGAAAAGUUUUGCUCACUCGUCCGUUCUUCUGACUCAUCAGAAAAUCCACACUGGGGAGAAACCGUACAAAUGCUAUAAAUGUGGAAAAUGUUUUGUUCAGGAGGCAGGCUGCAUGAAACAUGAGAGAGUCCACACCGGAGAGAAGCCAUACAGAUGCCAGGAGUGUGGGAAAUGUUUUGCUCACUCCUCCGCCCUUCUGACUCACCAAAGAGUCCACACUGGGGAGAAACCAUACAAAUGCCAGGAUUGCGGGAAAUAUUUUGCUCGCAAGGCAGACCUCGUAACUCAUCAGAGAGUCCACACCGGAGAGAAACCGUACAAGUGCCAGGAGUGUGGGAAGUGUUUUGCUCAGAAUUCAACCCUUCAUGUCCAUCAGAGAUGCCACACGGGAGAGAAACCACACAAAUGCCAGGAGUGUGGAAAAUAUUUUACUCAUAACUCCACCCUUUUAGUUCACAUGAGAACCCACGCAAAAGAGGGACCAUUCAAAUGCCAAGAUUGUGGGAAAUGCUUUACCCAGAAUACACGCCUUCUGGUGCAUCAGAGAUUCCAUACUGGGGAGAAACCCUACAAAUGCCAGGAGUGUGGGAAAUGUUUUGUUGGCAAGUCAAACCUAGCGGUCCACCAGAGACUCCACGCUGGCGAGAAACCAUACAAAUGCCAGGAAUGUAAUAAAUGCUUUGUUCGCAGUUCAGACCUUUUGACUCAUCAGGUAGUUCACACGGGUGAGAAAUCAUACAAAUGCCAGGAAUGCGGGAAAGAUUUUAUUCGGAAUUCAAGUCUUCUCAUCCACCAGGCAAUCCACUCAACAGAGAACCCCUACAAAUGUGAAGAGUGUGGCAAAUAUUUUGUUUGCAAGAGAGUCCUUGUCAAUCACCAGAGAAUCCACAACGGAGAGAAAACAUUCGCCUGCCUGGAGUGUGGGAAAUGUUUUGUGCAGAAGUCGGGCCUUGUGAAUCACCAGAAAAUCCACAUUGGAGAGAAACCAUACUCUUGCCAGGAAUGUGGGAAAAGUUUUGCUCAUAGGUCGAGCUUGGUGAAGCACGAGAGAAUCCACACCGGAGAGAAGCCCUACAGAUGCCAGGAGUGUGGGAAAUGUUUUGCUCACUCCUCCGCCCUUCUGACUCACCAGAGAGUCCACACAGGGGAGAAACCGUACAGAUGCCAGGAUUGUGGGAAAUGUUUUGCUCACAAGUCAGAUCUCAUGAGCCACCAGAGAGUCCACACAGGAGAGAAACCAUACAAAUGCAAGGAGUGUGGGGAAGGUUUUGCUCGGAAAACUCUGCUAAACAGACACAUGAGAGUGCAUAAGAGUAGUGAUGUUGUAUGGAACAAUUUGGAUUAUGCUUCAGUUAUGGCCGUCUAUCAGCAACUCCACUUGGGAGAGAAACCUUGCACAUAUGAGUAGCAUGUUAAAUGUGUUCAUAUAUUGUAUUUUAAGACACAUUUGAGGGCAUGCCAUCUGAGAAACCACGCAAAUGUUGUAAGUGUGAGAAAGAAAAGUAUUGUGAACAUUUAGAGGCCACUUGACGGAUUCUUCCAAAAUGCAUCUGGUGGGACUUUUUCUAUCAGCAGCCUUCACUUUUUUUACAAUUCCCAUUUUCAUAGCCAAAUGUAUACAUUUAUGGUGGUGGAAAGGAUGUUAUAUGCUAGUGUAACUACAGAGAGGCUUCUCACUCUCCCCUUUUUCUCUGCUUUCUAUUCCCUGUUUAUCUUGCCUGCUGAAGGAAGACAUACACAGCUGUAGUAGAAUCUCGUGCUUUCCUUUUUCAGUUUUGUUUAUUGUAUUGUUUACUGGAGGUGUUACCAAAAGGCUCUGGUAACUGGUUCUUUACAAUUAUCCAGCACAGUUGUCCCCAUAUAGGAGUACUGAAAUAAGAGUUCAAUACACACCAGAUCAAUGUUUUCUCUCCGUUGUGGAUUCUCUGGUGAUUGACAGUGUUUUCAAUCACUGUUCCUGUCAUCAUCAUAGGCUGUCACUUGUGGCUGAGGAUAAUUGCCUUCCAAUUGUAGACUCUUGGCGGUGGGUCCAUAAGUGACAGUAGAGACCUAUCUUGGAUAUGCACGGUCUUUCACAAGGACAUACAUUUCCAGAUGAAAGGUGGACACAAGGGUUUGUUUGACGUGCCUUCCCUUGGCACGUUUCUCCCUUUUUUUCCUCCACUCUGCCUCUUCAAAAUAGCACUGUUGGUUAUAGCUGACCUCCAUUUAGACACUCAAGGGCCAGGGCUUCUCUGUGUUUAUUCCACAUUUUUUAAGGUUAGCUUUAAAUCUCUUUUGCUGACCACCAACAUUCCGUUUUCCAUUCUUGAGCAGAGUAAAGCAAAGCAGUUCAUAUUCAUGUAACAUUUAUUAAGACAUUUAUUACAGUACAGUCAAAUACAUCAAGAAGCCUCAAGCACACUCCAUUCCUUCAGUAUACUCACACUAUUUAACCCUUCUCAGUAGGUUAUCAUUCUUGCUGCAAGAGAAAUGGGAGCCCUGCUACAACACUGUCUAGCGCACAGUAUGUUAGCUGUGGAAAAUCUCUUAUAGUUUUUGUUUGUAUGGCAAGCCAGCUGGAUCAGCAACAACCACUUAUCUCUUUGAUCCAUUACACUAUUCAAGUAGUGAGUUCUCUGGAAGCCAGCAGGUUCAGGCUUCCUGGCUUUGUGUGUCAAGAGAGAAUGGCUUUGCUUUUUACCACGAUUUUAAUCAUGCAGCGUCUUUCCAGACGGCCAAUUCUCUCACACCAGAAGCGACUUGCAGUUUCUCAAGUCACUCCUGUAAGGUAAAGGUAAAGGUUUCCCCUGAUGUUAAGUCUAGUAUAUCCGACUCUUGGGGUUGGUUCUCAUCUCCUUUUCUAAGCCGAAGAGCCGGCGUUGUCCGUAGACACCUUCAAGGUCAUGUAGCUGGCAUGACUGCAUGGAGUGCCGUUACCUUCCCGCUGGAGCGGUACCUAGUGAUCUACUCACAUUUGCAUGCUUUCGAACUGCUAGAUUGGCAGAAGCUGGGGCUAACAGCAGGCGCUCACCCCACUCCCCAGAUUCGAACUGCCAACCUUUGAGUCAGCAAGUUCAGCAGCUCAGUGGUUUAACCCGCUGCAUCAUCGGGGAUUCCUGACAUACACAAAAAGUGUGUGUAUCAAUCACUCCUGAUACACACACAAAACCAUGCAUUGUACAUUUUCCAUUUUAGUAGCUCUUUUCAGCCUUCAUUGGGUUAUAUCAGGGACCCAUACAUCCAUUACAGAGACAGGCUGUUAAGGCAAUUCAACCUGGCCUGGGUUUCUUAUGCCCUAUGUCACCAUCUUUCCAAUGCUGAUGUUUUAAAAAAAAACAGCUACACAGAGAAUAAGGAAGAAGAGCUAAAGUUGGACAAGCAUGAGAAGGCUUUCUAGAAAGUAGCUUCACUGUCCGAGGUUUUGAUAACUGAGAUAUGCUAUAAAACUACUCUAGUGUGGUAUUUCAUCCAGCAUGGAAUAAACGUCAUCGUGUCUCACGUAUGGAAAUGUACUAACUCAGGAGAGAAACCUUAUGAGUGAUCUUUCAUAGAGUUGAAAGAGACCUCGUGGUCCAUCCAGUCCAAUCCCAUUCUGCCAAGAAGCAGGAAAAUCACAUUCAAAGCACUCCCAACAGAUGGCCACCCAGCCUCUGCUUAAAAGGCUCCAAAAGAAGGAGCCUCCACCGCACUCCAGGGCAGAGAGUUCCACUGCUGAACAGCUCUCUCUCACAGUGAGGAAGUUCUUCCUCAUGUUCAGGCGGAAUCUCCUUUCCUGUAGUGUUCUGCAUCCAUUGUUCUGCGUCCUAGUCUCCAAGGCAGCAGAAAGAAAGCUUGCUCCCUCCUCUCCAUGACUUCUGCUCACAUCUUGAUACAUGACCCACAUCGUGUCUCCUCUCAGCCUUCUCUUCUGCAGGCUAAACAUGCCCAGCUUUUUAAGCUGCUCCUCAUUGGGCCUGUUCUCCAGACCCUUGAUCAUUUUAGUCGCUCUCCUCUGGACACUUUCCAGCUUGUCAACAUCUCCCUUCAAUUGCGGUGCCCAGAAUUGGACACAGUUGUGAUUCCAGGUGUGGUCUGACCAAGGCAGAAUAGAGGGGGAGCAUGACUUCCCUGGAUCUAGACACUAGACUCCUAUUGAUGCAGGACAAAAUCCCAUUGGCUUUUUUUAGAGUUGCGUUAUGUUUUCCGGGCUGUAUGGCCAUGUCCUCAGAGGAUGCCUGCCAUAGAUGUGGGCGAAACGUCAGGAGAGAAUACUUCUGGAACAUGGCCAUACAGCCCGGAAAACAUACAGCAACCCUGAGAUCCCGGCCAUGAAAGCCUUUGGCUUGUUUUAAACCGCCGCAUCACAUUGUUUGCUCAUGUUCACUUUCCUCCCCACGAGGACUCCAAAAUCUUUUUCACACGCACUACUCUUGAUCCAGGCGUCCCCCAUUCUGUAUUUUUGCAUUUCAUUUUUUCUGCCUAAGUGGAGUAUCUUGCAUUUGUCCCUGUUAAACUUCAUUUUGUUAGUUUUGGCCCAGCUCUCCAAUCUGUUAAGAUUGUUUUGAAUUCUGCUUCUUUGUUUAGUAUAUAUAUUUUUGGAGGUAUCCUAUUUUGCAUCCUGCAUAGGAAAUCUCUGCAUUGGAAAUAAACUAUGAAAUUACAGAGUAUGCAAAAUGUUGUAUUGUCACAAGUGAAGACAAUUAUUUUUAACAAGGAAGGGAGAAAGGAGUCUCAUACUGAUGGGGCAGUUAAUUGUUCAGUAUGAAGGCACAUUGACUGAUUUAAAUAUUCUCCUGAAAUCUUUCUAAUUUAAAACACCCCUGCUUUGCCUCAUUAUCUGACUUGCCAGAAGAUAAUUCAGUGGAGGAAUAUCUCCGAAACCUUACUGUAUCUGACCCGAAGUUUGAAAACGUCCAAGUGGCAAAUGUCAAAUGCAGUCAGGUUGAUUGUAUGUUUCUAAGUUGAGAAGCCUAUGCAGUCCUUAAAAUGGAAGCAACAAGACAUUGUUUAUAUAAAAUGAUUCGUGAUACAAGGGCUCUGAAAUAUCAGCUCUCCAUAUUCGCUGGGGUAAGGGUAGAGGAUCACUUCAAAAAUGGUAAUUAUAAAGGCUUCAACUCAAAAGAACGUCUCUAGUAAUCUUUAGGUCAUCCAGCAUGAGAGUGUAGUCAACUUUUGGCAGAGUCACAUUGCAGGACUUCAAAGUUUUUAGACUAUUUUAUUUAAAGUCAAAUGUGGAGGGCCAACUGUAAUGCCUGCCCUUGGUUCUCACUUUUCUGUAUCUUUCUUGGGUCUAUAUUCUAACACCUUUGGCUUCUUUCUUAGCUGUAGAUGCCCCCCUUCUCCGAGAAGCUAGUCUGUUUCCCUUUGUCUGAGAAGGAGCAUCCAUGGGGCUACAACCCCAAUAAUGGAUGCUAGCGUACCCCUAACCAGGAGAGCCAGCCUUUGUUGGCUCUUCUAACCAAAUAUAGCUCACCUUCUUUUGCCUGUUUCCUUUAUUAUCCUAAGGUGGAUUUCCUGAGACAAUAAAUUAUGUAUUCUUACAAAAGCCUUUACGGUCAUUUAUCUUAUUCUACCACAAUAUGCCUUCAAAAAUAGUCUAUUUUCAUGAGAUCCUUGGGUUUUUUCCCUUUCACCUGUACAUUUACUAUUCUGAUGAUAACAAAGUUAGGGACAAUGAAUUGCUAUUCAAGCUCUCAGUCCUCAUUUGGUAUUACAUUUCAGGAUCCUAUGCUAUUGUGUCUCUCUCACAGCUGCACAUGUAUGAUGUAUUCUUGCAUGUGAUGAUUGAAUGAAAAGUAAUGUCUCCACCUUUGUUACUUGGGUUUGGAUGGGAAUAUUUUAAUAAAUCAAAUGCAGAAAUAA